Paecilomyces variotii is the source of this 3371-nucleotide messenger RNA. RefSeq names its product stress activated MAP kinase interacting protein. Gene Ontology annotation, cellular component: plasma membrane; TORC2 complex; cytoplasm. The transcript has 3 exons. Gene Ontology annotation, biological process: TORC2 signaling. The coding region runs from base 336 to 2918 and encodes 860 amino acids. Gene Ontology annotation, molecular function: phosphatidylinositol-4,5-bisphosphate binding. Lineage: Eukaryota; Fungi; Ascomycota; Eurotiomycetes; Eurotiales; Thermoascaceae. The record is from RefSeq and is a predicted model, not a curated record.
GCCUCGGCCUCGCGACGAUCUCACUCCUACACCCGUUACUAGGUACCUAGUAGAGGGAGAUCAUGCUUAUAUCGUCGCGUCCUUUACGUCUAGAAUCGUUUUCUUCGUUCCUUAGAUCAGGCUGGUCCUGAUCGAACACGGCCCUCAUUUACUUUCUCGAAGCGUCGCAGGUGUAUGUUGACCGUCCUUCACUGGAUGUGAUGUCAAAGAGUUCCAUGCAGUUCACGACUUGAUUUACCUUGUUUUCGCCUUGCUCGAGUCACACUGGCUAGGGAAGAGCUCGUGAGGCAAACACAGUUCCAUUCUUUUCAGUCGACAACUCCGAAACUCGAAAGAUGUCUCUCCUUCAGAAUGAAGAUUUUACCAUUUGGCAAUUACGGACCUCCUAUCUGUCCAUGAUCAAAGAUGGUGUCGGCGAACGCCUCAUCAAUGUAAACAACAACAUACUCAACACACCUGGCUUCCGCGCUGCCGGCUGGUCGUCAAUAUCUGCCAACCCCACCACUCAGAGUGUCGCCGCUCAAAUCAAGCGCACCUAUUCUCCACCCAUACCUACGGCUGGUGCGGUCGCAUCGGAAUACUACCAGUUUGCCAGAAAUGAAGAAGGGGAGAAUGGGGAGAGGGGCUUCGGAUUCGGGGAUGAAGGCGAGGACGAGGAAGGUGGCAUGGUGACAGGCGGUGGAGGUGGGACCUAUACAUUUGGGGUACGGCAUCAUGGAAGAGGAGGGAAAAGAAACCGUCGACGUGAUCGGCAACAACAGGAACAGAGGCAUCGGGAGGCAGAAGAAGAAGACAGCAGUGACUUGAGUGAUGAGAGUGACGAGGAAGGAGAGUCGGCACCGAGGGCCGCUCAACAAAUCAAAUUCUCAAAGAUGCCUAUACGGACCCGUGCAGGGUCCUCGCCGAUAAGGGCCCUGGAUCGUAACGAUGGCCCCGAGCUUCUGGUGACCUCUCCCUCACGCCCGUCUACAGGCAGCUAUUUCAGACGUGGAUCUAUGGGUGCGGUCGAUGUAGUCAAAGAACGUUCGCGUCGUGAUACCACUACGAGCAGUGACAUGUCCUCCGACAACGAGCUUGAUCCUUCUGCAUUAGACAAGAGAAGAUCGAUCCAGUUCUCAUCCCGGAACCAGGUCAUAGAGCCUUCGAAGAAAAGGUCAGACCAACGCCACUCGGGUACGGGAACCGUGACUAUGGAAGAGCUGAAUGAGCAGGACGAAGAUUCUGGUGCUGAAUCUGUCGGAUCUGCUCUCUCCUCCGAGUUUGACGCUACUGCAGGAUCAGGGUCAUUGCUGGAAGACGAUGAUAUAACCGCCAGUUUAGAUUCAUCAUCACCCAUGACAAUCAUGCACAAAUUGCGGAACAGGAGCGGAUCCCAGAACGCGUCUCCUAGGAAGUCAAGGACCCCCGCAGCAGAAAUAGAUUUACCUCCUCCACGGCCUAUCAGCACUGUUCAGCCUAUCAGUCUGCUCUCCAAGGAGCUCAAUGCUAGAAAGAAAGCCCCCGCGAACCCUGUGGAACGGUUUGCCAUACUUUCCGGCAAAGGCUGUGACACGGCUUUGAAUAUCAAGAUCUAUGCUCCCUUUUCAUCAGAGCCAGAUGAACCCUUCGAGAUGCCGCUAGUGCGGGAGUCCACAGAUGGUGAUCCCCCAGGCCCUGUCACUGUCACCGAGGCUAUCGGAUUAUGUCUCUGGACAUACAUUAAGGAAGGCCGUGAACCACCUAUAGGGGGAGAGAAACUUAAUGUGAACCGAUGGACCUUGAGGAUGGUAGAAGAUGGCGAAGUCGAAUAUGACUUCCCGCCUCUGGGGAGGAACCUGCCGAUUGCUGACUUCACAUCUAACAACAACAGGGCAGCUGCAUUGAGAGGCCGGUCAAGGAACAAGCCUUACGAUGAAUUUGCGCUUGUAGAGGCUACUCAAGCGGAAUUCGAGGAGAAUGAAAGACUAUACCCUAAAUACAGUCAAGCUGCGGCCGCUGAGGAGAGCGCUGGUGCAAGCCAGCCCGCGCCCGCUGCAGCAAAUGAACCGCCAGCUGCGGCCAACAAAGCUACAACAACAACAACAACAACAACGAGGCUCAAUCCUAUACUGGGACAACCGUUUUCGUCAGCUCUUAAUGACACUUCACUCACACCUGCUGACCGUCCCGCGGUGCCCACGUCGCAUGCCACGCCCCGUAUGGGGGUGCAGAAGACACUGAAGAUCCGAUUUAUCAACUUGGAGGCUUCGACCCAGGUCAUGACGCUGAAUACUUCCACUGAUAGCUAUAUCGCGGAGAUUCUCGACUCAGUCUGCAAAAGAUGGGGCCUUGACAAGGGCAAUUAUCUCCUCAAGGUUAUGGGGUCGAACACGGUGGCACCGCUCGAUCGUACCGUUGAAGCUUUAGGGAAUAUCACGGAGCUUGAUCUCGUCCGCCGGCGUUUUGGUGCAGGUCCACUCUCUUUGACAGGCUCUCCAGGCAGCUCAUCUCCUAACGCGCCACUUCUGGUUGACAGCACGACCAGCGCACCGACCAAGAAAGGCAAGAAGAGUGGACAACAGAUGCUUCAUCCGCUUGCACAGAAGCAAGAUCUCAUCGGGGGCUACUACCGUCGAUACCAGGUAUUCCGCAAACAACCAAUGUCAUUUACUGCUUCCAACCAGCGUGUCCUCGCGUUCGAUAACGACUAUAUGCAUAUCAUGCCCGGAGACACUGGCAAAGGCGUCUUCGACACUAGCACCAAAACGCGGUCGAUCAGUUUUAAUGACGUGGUGGGAUGUAAAGUCAGUCGACGCCAUCCCAAGAGCUUCCGCGUCGUGAUCUUGCGGGGAAACGAGGCCAACGAGCAGAAGCGGUACGAUUUCGAGGCGCGCAAUGCAGUGGAGGCAGCGGAGAUUGUGGAGGAGAUUAAGAAAAACAUGGCACAUUAUCGCAUUUAAAGCUUUUGUCCGUCAUGCCAUUGACUGAGCUGAAUAUCUGCUACGACUUGUUUGUCACUUAUGUCCUUUUUUCUUGCAAAAAAAAAGCUAAAAAAGCUUGUAACCUGUCUUGUUGGGAGCGAUUGCACGUGCUGGUGGAGUCUUAUAGGUCCAAGUAUGUCUAUUUAGUGUAGCUAGAUAUGGGGUUUUUUUUGUUCCCACUGAUACUCUUCUAUCUCAUGAUGCAAUGUAUGAAAACAUCUGUGAUUAUUUGCAUAACGAGGCAAACUGUAGUUCCUAUAUAGGAGAGUGCUAGUGAUUCGAGUAUGCAUGGUUGCGCCGCAGAGGUGGGGAAGCAAAGUCGGUCUGGCUCGACUCUUCAGACAAGCUUCUCCGGUAGAAUAGUACUACGUAUUAGGAUCUUACAGUAAACGUUUAAAUAUGAUAUCACAAAUUCUCCGAGACUCUUUAGUG